Messenger RNA from Lytechinus variegatus (green sea urchin), 7558 nucleotides. Its product is annotated as stabilin-2-like. Lineage: Eukaryota; Metazoa; Echinodermata; Echinoidea; Temnopleuroida; Toxopneustidae. The coding region runs from base 106 to 7077 and encodes 2323 amino acids. The transcript has 48 exons. The record is from RefSeq and is a predicted model, not a curated record. Gene Ontology annotation, molecular function: calcium ion binding.
GACUAGCGAGUUGGUCUGUUUGAGCACGCUGAGGUGAGGGUACAUCAAUAACUUCUGACCACACGUUUUGUUUAUGAUUUUGAGAUGCCAUGAUAUAUUGCUACGAUGGAUAAAGGUGAUAUAGGUCUAAUGAGAUUAAAUAUUGACUGUUCAAUCAUUCUUAUAGUACUCUUCUUGUUUACCUCUCAACAAACAUCGAGUGAAGAACCGAUCUUACGCAGGCAUCGGGAACUGGACGCUCAGCACCCCGUACUUCCUCGCGACACACGAUCAGCAACCGCCUCAACUCGUAAUGCGUCUCUGUUGACUGCGCCAAAUUCAAAAUACUGUGCAAAGCUCACAGAUAGCGUUGAAUAUACGACAUGCACGAUGUGUGCAGUAAGUAACCUUCAAGUUCAAGAAGACUCGAUGGGAAACGUAUGUCCUCUUCAUAAACGACCAACUGGUAGAGCAACUCGAGGUUGUAUUGCUGGGUAUUUUCCAGUCUUCAGUUUUGAAGGAUGUAACUUUGAGUGUGUUGAUAGCGACUCAGACUUUACAGAAUGCUGUCCAGGUUAUUGGGGACCUCAUUGCUCAGAAUGUCUUGGAGGACCAUUAUAUCCUUGCUCUUCUCAUGGGAAGUGUGAUGAUGGCAGGAAUGGAACAGGAGAAUGUAUCUGUGAUGAUGGUUUAUGUACUGGCACAGCUUGUGACAUAUGUACUGGAAAUUCUUGUUCAGAAAAACAAAUGUGCAUCUAUAAUUACGACUGUCGUACUGGUGCAUAUUGUGAGUUCCGUUCACGGGAAGAUUCAUAUUGUCAGUGUUUGGAUGGAUACCAUGGUGAUGGUGUGAAUUGCCAUCCAAUCAACCCUUGCAUGGAGAACUCUUAUCACUGUCCCUCCAGUACAUCGCUCUGUGUUUAUGAUGGUCCAAACAAAUAUCAUUGUGAAUGCAAGCCUGGAUACUCAGAAUUUCAAGUAGGAUGUUUCCAAGACGAGUGCCAAGGCAAUAAUGUAUCAUGUGUGCCUGGUGCAGAGUGUGCAACAAUUAGCCCUGGGGAAAUUCUUUGUCAGUGUACAUCAGGUUAUGUUGGCAAUGGCUUGAUAUGCUUUGGAAAUGUGAUUGAGAGAUUAGAACACCUGAAUGGAGAAGAAGGUGACCUUGAAGGAAGGCUAACUGAAGCCCUGCUGCUCCUAGAGGCUUCAUCUGUAUGUCAAUGGCUGAGGGAUAGAGGUGUCUUAUACACUGUCUUCAUACCUCUUGAUGAAGCUCCUGAGUUUGCCAACCCAGAGUUUGCAACACAGCUAGUGGCUGGCCUAUCAAGAGGAAGUGACGACAAUGCUGAGGUUUUCCUGGAGGCUGUGUCUAGAAUACAUAUUGUACCUGGCUAUGUGGACAAUCACAUCCUGAAUAGAAUCAACACUGUAUAUAACAUAGCUGGCCAGAAAAUUUUUGUCAGUCAGGGUUCUGGCAAACUUACUAUAGGUCUAGGUGAGGAAGGCGAUGGAGAGAUGGCAAGGGUGAUACACACUGAUCUAGUGGCAUCAAAUGGAGUAAUCCACAUUAUAGAUAGAGUUCUUCUUCCUCCUGAUGAUGUCAGCACAAGGGCUCAGGGUUCCAUGUUAGAUGUUCUUUCAAGUUACACCAAUCUUGGGAUUUUCACAGGAAUGAUUAAGAGUUCUCCUUCGCUCCAAUUAGCCCUAGAUUCUCCGGAAGUUUCUUACACCGUCUUUGCCAUCCCAGAUGAUGCCUUGCAACAAUUUACCCCUGAUAAGGCUUCUUUGUUACUCUUAUCAGGCAAAUGGCAAUCGUUUGUGAGAUAUUUCAUCCAUGAACAUUUGGCUCCAGAAAAACUGUCCAUCAAUGACUUGAUAAAGGCUGGUGUUUUCCGUAAUUAUCGCCAGGAGAGCUUUGAAAUAAGAGUAUCUGAGAAUGGUUGUAUUAGUGUUCCAGGCAUUGGCAACAUUACAUCUCGUGAUAUAGCAGCAACUAAUGGUGUCAUUCACAUUCUUCAUUCAAUAUUUUACUCUAGUUCAUUCUUCCAAUCCCCAGAGAUAUGUUUCAAGAACCAAACAGAAGAAAUGAUACAGGAGUGUUGUGAUGGUUUCUAUAGUCCUGCAUGCUUAAGAUGUAGUGGAUGUAAUUGGGGUGGCCAAUGUGAUGAUGGCAUCCAGGGUUCUGGAAGUUGUAUUUGUGAAUCUGCUUAUGAUGGUGUAGACUGCGAUCUCUGCAAAGACAGCACAAUGUUUGGAUGGCAUUGUAAUCAAUCAUGUUCAUGCAUUCAUGGGGAGUGCAGCAAUGGUCCUUGGGGUACAGGUCAUUGCAAAUUUGACACCUGUUUAUCAGGAUUCACAGGAGAGGACUGUCAUCUCCAAACUACCCCUUGUGGACCUGAAGAAAUCCAGUGUCAUGCUCAUUCCAUGUGUGUCAUUGAGAAAGGUUCAUCAAGGUGUGUGUGCAAUAGAAACUAUACAGGUAAUGGAACAGACUGUGUGCCUAUCAAUCCUUGCACGCAAUCCUCUGAUAGCCCAUGUGACUCUGAUGUGGCGGAUUGUAUCUUCACUGGGCCUGGAGCAUAUCAAUGUGCAUGUAAAGAAGGCUUUACAGGAAGGAAUAUGGCCUGUACCCCAAGAGAUCGUUGCCUUGUAGAUAAUGGAGGAUGCCAUCAGAAUGCAAUUUGUUUUCAUGAAUUCAUCCUCGAUUUGACUGAAUGCAUCUGUAGUUUUGGCUUUGAGGGCAAUGGAUAUCAAUGUGAACCAAUCAAUGCAUGCUUGAGACCACAUGACUGUGAUGUUGAGGCUGAAUGUGAAUUUACUGGGCCUGGUACAUAUGAAUGCAUAUGUCCUCCUGGAUGGGAAUUGGACAAGAGAAAUUGUUAUUCAAACUUAGCACUGGAGCUGUCAGCCAUCUCAGAUGCUCAAUUAUUUUGGGAGUUGAUUCAGUCUGUUUCUUUAGAUGGGUAUCUCAGUCAUACUGACCAAUCUCUUGGAGUGUUUGUACCACCACAUCAUGCAUUACAAUACAUUAAUACAACCACAGGGGGAGCACUAAGAAUCCACAGGAUUAAGGCAUACUUUGUCAGGUCUCAUUUGUUUUUGAUGAAUUCAUCACAGAGGUACUUAAAUCAGACAUUACCCAGCCUGCAACCUGAAGAGGAUAUUGUGAUAGAUGGGCCAUAUGGGAACCUAUCUAUCAUCAGUGGUCAUGUUUCACGAGUUGAGAAUGCAACAAAUGGAUUGAUAUUCCUGCCUUCUAGUUUUACCAGUGACUAUUGGAUCAAGAGAUUACAGGACGUUCAAAGAAAGCUUGAUCAUCUUACUCCAUCCUCUGGCGAUGUUCAAGAUUAUUCCCUGGCUUGGCGAAUGAUACAGUCUUCCAGAUUGUUACCCAAUAUGACCGAAUACACAAUCUUUCUCCCAGAUAAUGAUGCCAUGUCAUCUUUUGAUUGGUCUUCUGAGAAUGAGUUUUUGGAGCAUCACUUGGUGACAGGGAAGACACUGUAUUAUCACAACCUAACAGAAGAGCUUGAUGUGACCUCAGCCUCUGGACAACACAUUCAUUUCUUUGCAUCCAGUGAACAAGUGUCUGUAGAUAUGAUUCCAAUAGAAGCUCCAGACAUACUUCUCCUACCCUCUGGUAUUGCUCAUGGUAUAACUGGUGUUCUUUCUGCUUCUCUAAGAGAUGGAAUAUGUGAAGAUGGAAGGAAUGGAGGAUGUUCUUAUAGGGCUACAUGCUUACAGAAAACAUCAUCUAUGCUACAGUGCCAGUGUGUACAUGGUUACCAUGGUAAUGGCACUUACUGUGAACUUUAUGAUCCAUGUUACCAUGACAAUGGUGGUUGUCAUUUUAGGGCCACUUGCACCCCAGUAAAUUCAGAAGAAAGAACAUGCAGCUGUAACUAUGGUUACCUAGGAGAUGGAAUUGUGUGUAUAGGAAGCAUAUUGGAGGAGCUUUGGAGCAUACCAGAAGCCAGCCUCUUUUUGGAUUUCUUACAAUAUUUGGACUCUCCUAACUUUCUGAUGAGAACUGGAGGCUAUUUCACUUUGUUUGUGCCAACUAAUGUAGCUAUCACUGCAUUCCUCCAAGAUCAGGUACUUCCUGAGGAAUGGUAUGAAUACACCUAUCUCCUGACACAGUAUGUCUUGUAUCAUGUGAUCGCAGGAAGUCACAUGACCAUGAAUGACCUUCGUAAUUACACAACCUUAGGGAUGAUGAAUGGUCAAGACCUUGGUGUAGCAACCGAUCAGAAUGACACUAUCAUACUAGGAUCUGAUGUGAGAUUGAUUGUAGCAGAUCACAAUGCAUCUAAUGGCAUCAUUCAUAUCAUUGACAACAUGCUAAUACCAUCCAGAAUUUAUGAAUGGCCUCAAGAACAGGACAUGGCCUUUUCUUCUGAUAACCAUGGUCGUCGUCGUCCACAUCCAGACGUUGGUGGAGACCUGGAAAUCCUUGGCACCACUCACAACAUCUCUACCUUCCUGCAGCUUCUGCAAUUGACACCAAUGUUCCAAGAAUUCUUUUCUGAUGGUCCCCCACGUCCUGGUCAUGGUGGGAGUCCACCCCGUAGACCUCCUCCAUGGAUAACUGGAUCACAUGAUUCUGGCAGGAUGGGUGAGCAUGGUCAGUCAGGUGAUAUGUCUGGAGAAGGAUCAAGUGGAAUUGGGGGAUCUGUCAACAGUCGGCAAAGACCAAGAGGUAUGCACCAAGAUGACCGUGGAAGAAGAUAUCACACUAAAGGUAAUGAUAAGUGGAGAAAGGGAAGAAUGCAGCAAGGUAGCACUCUCAGACUAGAUGACAUCACAUCUACGCGUCAGAGGCAUGGUGAGGCAGCUGGUAGCCAUUUCAUAGAGGACAGAGAAAGAGGUCAAGGCAAGAGAAUCUCCAACAAUCAUGGUCUUCAACGUAAACGAUCUCUUGACCGACCUGAGGGGCAAAGAGGACCGCCUAGAAGACACACACCACAUGGUAUAAGGCAUGGGGGAUUUCAUAGAGAUAGUACAGUCUUUGCUCCCACAGAUGAAGCAUUCAUGAAGCUACCUCCAGGAAAGCUAGAUAAAUUAACUGAUCCAGACAACCGCCUUCUGUUGCAGGAAUUCAUUGCGCAUCAUGUGAUCCCAGAUGAGCGAUUCUUCAAUGACCUUUGGCCUCGGCUUGACCCUUAUACUGUACCAAGUCUGCAAGGGUCUGAUCUCAGAUUUAGCACCAUAGCACAGGGAAAGCUAUUUGUGAAUGAGAGGAGCCGGGUGAUUGGUGUCGGACUGGAAUUUGAGGGCGGUGUUCUCUUUCCAGUGUCAGAGGUCAUCUCCUUGCCAAGGAUGGAUGGUAGAUGCGAUGUCAUAGAAACACAAAUCAGAUUAGGUCGAUGCAAGAAAUGUGGUUCUCAUAAUAUGUGUCCACCUCUUGCAGAACCAGUGGGAGCUGAGCAGCCUGAUUGCCGCUAUAGAGAUGGCUGGUAUUCAAGUGUAUCAGGUUGUCGUAGAGAGUGCCAAUUUAGUGAGGUCACUAGAGCAUGUUGUCUAGGUUACUAUGGCCCUAGCUGUCAAGAAUGUCCAGGAGGCUCAACCUACCCAUGUAACAACCAUGGUCAUUGCAAUGAAGGCUAUGAUAAUGAUGGAGUGUGCACCUGUCAUGAAGGUUUUACAGGAACUGCAUGUGAGAGAUGCUCACCAGGGUACUAUGGUCCAACAUGUAAAAAAUGCAGAUGCUCCCGUUCGUCCAUAUGUUACGGCCAGUCUGGUGAGUGCUUCUGUGCUGCAGAUCAAGAUGGUCGGUAUUGUGAGAAUAUCCUGACUGUCAUACCGUCAUGUGAUCCUCCAUGUCAUCAGAAUGCUGUGUGUCGCUAUGGCAACAGGUGCCAGUGUUCUCCGCAGUACCAUGGAGAUGGCUACACAUGCAAUACUGUCAACAAAUGUUUCAUGGAAAAUGGUGGCUGUAGUAUCCAUGCCAGCUGUUCCCACAAUGCAUCUGCCAUUAAUGUUAAUUGCACAUGCCAUGAUAGUUACUAUGGUGAUGGUAUAGUCUGUCUCCCAGUCAACUUGUGUGAGAAGAAUAAUGGCGGUUGUCAUCCUAAUGCAAUGUGCAGGUUCAGAGGACCAAAUUUGAGAAGCUGUAUGUGUAGGCCACCGUACUGGGGCAAUGGAUUAGAAUGUCAUCCUCCCAUUACAUCCUGUCUAACAAACAACGGUGGAUGCUCACACAAUGCUCAUUGUCAACAAGGACAAGAUGGAGGUCCCAUUGAAUGCACUUGUUAUUCUGGGUAUGUCGGUGAUGGCAUCAUCUGCAACGGAAAUCUUUAUGACACCUUAGCAAGCCAACCCGAUUUCCAAUACUUUUUCAAGAUGAUGAUGCAGUUGGCAAAUAAGUCCCGAGCUGGGGAACGUUUAGUGAAAGACUUCCUGAAACCGAAUGACCCACUUACAAUCUUUGUUCCUCUUGAUCCAGCAUCAUCAGGCUUGACGUUCUAUCCAUCCCAAAUCCUGCUCCAUGUGGUUCAUGAUCGAUGGAGUAAAGAGGAUCUUCUUGAAGGGGAGGAUGAUGAGGACCUGGAGACAUGGUCUGGAGACAAACUUGAUGUUGAUGUCCAUUAUGACGAACAUCAUCAGGCGAUUGUUACUAUUGAGGAUGUUCCAAUUGUGAGGUAUGGAAUGGAAGCAACUAAUGGUAUAAUCCAUAUGAUUGAGGCUCCAUUGCCAAUAUGGAGUGUGAUGGAUUAUAUUAAUGAUGAACAGUUUGAUGAUCAAAUGAACGAGUCUGAAAUGAGAAUGGGUUGGAAUUCUACAAGUCGUAUCUUUGCUGCAGUAGCCGUCCCUCUAGGGCUACUUGCCUUCAUCACAGUGGCUGUCCUCUACUGGAUCAGGGGAAUGAAGAUACGGGAGCUGUCCCGGAGUAACCAGCCUGUAGCCCAAACCACACCAUGCAGUCUUCAGCAGGGAACAGAAGCAGGUAGACCGAACACACCUCCUACUGCUUCUCAGUCCCCUCCAGUCUCUCCUGUAUCCAGUGUAGAUCAAGGGGAUAUACAAUAUAGUGAGUUUGACCAACUGAUGUCAGAAGAAACUGGGGAAAACUUGCCGACCCAUCUGGAGACUAGGUGCUAAAUAGGAAUUAACAAAAUUACUUUGAAUACAACACUGUAUGGUAGUGUGAGGUGUUUUUUUAAAUGAUUUUUUCCUCUACUUUGUCAGUAUAACCUUCACAUCAUGAACAGAUUAUUCUAGAAUGAAAAUGAAAACACAGGUUUGUAUGGUGCCUUGAAGUGACUUAAAGUAUAAGAUUGAUUUAUCCAUUAUUAAAAUUGUUCUUUCAAUUGCUGUGCCAGAAAACCAAGAUGCUUAACAUUCCAGGCACAUACUAUUGUGUGGUAUAAUGUACAGCAGGUCCUUGUGUAAUGUACAGAGUAAAAUAUAUUUAUUUUGUUACUCAAAGCAAUCUCUGUUACUUAUUCAUGACGUGGUACUUAUUUGCAGACACUUCUUCUUCGUAAUAUGUAUAAACACUUUAUGAAAAACAGUUGUUGAUUACCUUUUAAAUCACUGGAGGCCUCUCAUGUAGUUGUAAAUGGGACAAUUUUCUCAUGUA